CUUAUUGAAGUAUCAAAUUCCAUCUUUCUAUAAUUUAGUAUCUAAUUAAUGACGUCAUUGGCUAGUAGAUAUUAAACGAAUUUAAAGUGUGCUUUAUAUUAUAUUACAGUAUUUCUUGAGAAGACUUCAAACCCCUUCUACUGUAUCUGGUUUAUGUUAAAAAAAUCUAUAUUCAAGUUCGAAUUUGAAAAAAUAAUAAUAAUGUUUUGACUAUUUUGUUUUAUGAUAACUAACAUGAAGUAGAAAUUUGUCCCUUCUCGUUUAUAUACAUAUGUACAAAAUUUAUUUCCGUAAAGUAUACUUCAAAUCAUUUUGUAAAAGUAUCAUUAAAAUUUACGUUAUAAAGUAAGCAUAUAAUAUAAAGGAAUAAUAUUGAGAUUUCAAUUUGCAGGUCACUAGUGAGUUGGAAAUUGCUGAUGAUUAUUAAAGAGAGAAAAAACUGCACCGUAAUCAGAAUGUCUGCACAAAACAAUACAAAAAAUAAUAUGAAACGCCAAUGUUUUUUUUGGCUUCCAAAAACAAAAAACAAAGUUGGGGUAACCAAAGUGAAACCGAAGCAAAUAUCAGCAACAUUCCAAGAAGCGCUACGAAGUACUCUAGUAAUUGGACAGAUUUUUUCACUUUUGCCAGUCAAUGGUGUGUGUAGUACGAAUGCAGCUAAUGUAAAAUUCAAAUGGUCAUCUUGGAAAUGUGUUUAUUUACUGCUAUCACUUUUGGGACAAAUUUUUAUAACCACUAUGUGUAUUCACAAAGUCUUGAACUCGAACGCAUCGUUAAACGUUACAACUCCAGUGAUAUUCUACACAACUACGUGCAUAACGAUGGUAGUGUUUUUUCGUAUAGCCAUAUCGUGGCCAGACCUCGUUCAUCACAUUGAAAAGGUCGAGCAAUUAGACCCGAACUAUGAUAUGACUUUAAAGUUUAAAUGCAAUUUUACAUGUGCUGUAGUUUUUAUUUUGGCUUCAGUGGAACAUAUUCUAUCUCUUUUAUCUGCAAUCGCAGCCUCAACCGCAUGUGACACGGAAGAUUUGACCUAUGAACGUUUUGUUAAAUAUUUCUACCCAUGGGUCUUCAAUUUCUUGCCCUAUUCUCUUAUUUUGGGGGCAAUGACACAGUUUGUCCACUUCCAAUCCACAUUCAUUUGGAAUUUCUCCGACCUCUUCGUUAUAUGUAUGAGCUACUAUUUAACGUCCAGGUUACAAAAUGUUAAUAAUAAAUUACUUUUUGCACAAGGAAAAUAUUUGCCUGAGGUUUUUUGGAAAACAAUUCGUGAAGACUAUGGUCGUGCCGUCCAACUCGUGCGUAGAGUUGAUGACGUCAUUAAUGGCAUUACCUUCAUUUCUUUUGCCAACAAUUUGUUCUUUAUCUGUCUACAAUUAUUUAAUACUUUAGAAGAUGGUGUGAAAGGAAAUAAUGAGUGUAACAACAAUAUUAAUAAAAGGAGUACAAACAUUUUUGGAGGUUAUGAAGCGGCUGCGUACUUUGUAUUUUCGCUCAUUUAUCUCAUAAGUCGCUCAGUAGCUGUAUCUCUAAUAGCUUCACAAGUAAAUACAGCAUCAAAUGCUCCAGCACCUGUUUUGUAUGAUGUGCCAUCUCCAGUAUACUGUGUUGAGGUGCAAAGGUUUUUAGAUCAAGUAAAUGGAGAUAAAGUUGCAUUAAGUGGCUUGGAAUUUUUUAGCGUUACCCGUGGCUUACUUCUUACCGUUGCAGGAACAAUAGUGACCUACGAGUUGGUCAUGUUUCAGUUUAAAGAUACCCCAUCUGGUGAAAAUAUUACAUCCACGGUACCAACAACUAUGUUGGCUAAUAAAACGGACGUAGCUUUCUAAAGUAUAUUAUUUUAUUUUUUAUUAUGUACAUUGUACAUAUAUAUGUGCAUAUAAUAUUCUAGUAAACAAAUAACUUUAUUAGAGUUUAUGAAACAUAUAUCUUAUGUUUAGGAGGUAAACUGUCACGUACUGUUUUGUUCAUAAUUUUAGUUACAUUAAAUUGUUUUCAUGUAUCUUACGGUUUAUCAAAGUAUUUAGCAAUGUAAGCGUAAAAAAAAUCUUAUUUACAGAACCUUCAAAAUAUUUAUUUUAUUUUGACGAUUUAAAAAAUAAAUUAUAUGAUAAUUAAGUAUGAAGCACUCUUACGUUUAGUGAAAACUGAAGUUGUAUAGAAAGGUAAGGAAUUUAAAAAAUUGAGGCUUAAGCAAUAGUUACGUUAUUAUAAUAUGGUAAUUUUUUAUUUGCACUCAAAAUGAAAUAAAACAUAAAACUGUACUGUUUUAUUAUAAUCAAACUACCUUAGUGCAUGUAUGAUUAAAAUACAACAUUCGCACUCAACUUGUUUACUGCAAUAACAUUCGGUUCUGAUAGGAUGUGUAGGUUUAUUUUAUUUGCAUGAAUGCCAGAAUUUGUUCAUGUAAUAUUUUUUGUACACAAAAUUUUUACUACUAAUGACGAUACAUUAAACUACAACUAUGAGAAUGCUAUGUUAAUAAAACAAGAGUUAAUUAUAAAUCUUCGAAAGCUAACAGCAAUUAUUUUAACAACUACCCACAACAUAUUUGAAAAGAAGCAACGAAUGUUUGCAUAAGUAAUUAAAACUUAAUUAAUGAAAUUUAUUAUAAGUGCAAUUUUGUAUGUUUCUUAAG
This is a messenger RNA of Danaus plexippus (monarch butterfly), 2638 nucleotides long. Its product is annotated as gustatory receptor for sugar taste 64f-like. The record is from RefSeq and is a predicted model, not a curated record. Gene Ontology annotation, biological process: detection of chemical stimulus involved in sensory perception of taste; sensory perception of chemical stimulus. Gene Ontology annotation, cellular component: membrane. The transcript is spliced from 11 exons. Bases 417 to 1829 code for a protein of 470 amino acids. Lineage: Eukaryota; Metazoa; Arthropoda; Insecta; Lepidoptera; Nymphalidae. Gene Ontology annotation, molecular function: taste receptor activity.